UUUAUUUUAGUGGGCCUGAGCCCAAAACUGAACAAAUGUGAACCAGACAAUCAGCUAGGGUUUGAAGAUGCAGACCUUUGGAUUGACUUGACCAACAACGUGUGUCUCUGAUAGUUCUCUCGAGAUGGAGAGUUCCUCCGGAGAAUCCGAAUCCGAGGACGACAGACUGAUCUCUGAAAUGGAGAGUUCCUCCGGAGAAUCCGAGGACGAGAGACCGAUUGUACUCACCAACAAAACUUCGCAAAAGAGGCAACGUUCUCCGACCGAACGCACUGCGACGCUGCUGGAUCUGGAUGUUACAGACUGUCCCAUUUGCUUUAAUCCUCUCACCAUUCCCAUCUUCCAGUGUGAUAAUGGUCAUAUAGCAUGCUCUACUUGCUGCCAAACGUUGAGCAAGAAGUGUGCAACAUGCUCCUUACCCACUCUUUCCCGCAACAGAGCAAUGGAGCGGGUUAUUGAACUUCUUAGAGUUCCAUGUCCGAAUGAUGGUUGCUCCAAGAUUGUCUCUUGUUCUGAAACAUCAGCACAUGUGAAUCAUUGUCCUUUCACCCAACGUACUUGCCCCUUUAGCAGCUGUGACUUUACUUGCUCCUUCAAGGAUUUAUAAAAACACGGCGCUGCUAAACACAGCAUUGCGGCACCAUGCGCUGCUAAAUUUGGCCUUUCCUUUUCCUUGAGCAUGUUUAAAUGUGGAACGCUCGUGCGUACGCAUCUCUCAACAUAUAAGAGGAUCAUUCUCAAGGAACAGACUACAGAAGGAGAAGGAGAAAUUGUGGUUGUGGAGUGGUUCGACAUGCCAGACGGUCGGAUAUUCUAUGCCUGCUGUAUUGGACCAGGAGCAGAUAAGUUCUCCUACCAACUGAAGCUAUCUUUAGCUUCCGGUGAUGACUUGUUGUUUACAUCAAACCUCGAAAGAGUCCGUGAAGUGAGUAAUGAACCACCAUGUUCGCGCUAUAUGUUGGUCCCUUCAUGUAUGUUGCCUUACCGCAAGUGUGGUAUAUGCAUCAAGCGGGAGACUCAUUAGGAUCAUCAAGACGCUACUACUUCAUUACUCGCGAACUGAUGCUAUUAACCACUGUAUGUUUGUCCUCUAGUAGAUGUCUAUCUAAUGUGUGAUACGGAUCCAAGUUCAUGUUGUGUGAAUUAAGUUAAAUUUUAUCCAAAAUCGUUGUAACUGCUCUAUACCAAACCAAAUGAAUAUGUAAUAUAAGCUUCAGAGUUAAGACAAACACGUCGUCUUCUAUCUCACAUUGUUUUGGGAUUAGAAGAAGAGCGACUGAACAUUUAUAUUUGCAAGAUAACAUUACGGCCCUAAACCAUAACACCCUAAACCCUAAACUCUAAACCCUAAACCCUAAAAUCUAAACCCUAAACCCUAAAAUCUAAAC
Brassica napus (rape) is the source of this 1388-nucleotide messenger RNA. RefSeq names its product putative E3 ubiquitin-protein ligase SINA-like 9. NCBI's taxonomy places the organism in Eukaryota, Viridiplantae, Streptophyta, Magnoliopsida, Brassicales, Brassicaceae. The coding region runs from base 125 to 607 and encodes 160 amino acids. The transcript has 2 exons. The record is from RefSeq and is a predicted model, not a curated record.